ACAACUUAACAAUGAAAUUGAUCGUAGCUUUCGCCGCUCUCGUAGCCGUGGCUCUUGCCGCCCCACAACACAAAGACGAGAAGGAUGCUUACGUCGUUAGGCAAGAGUUGGAUAACAUCGGUGUCGAUGGAUACCAACAUGCGUAUGAGACCAGCAACGGAAUUUCCGCUUCUGAGCAAGGACAAGUCAUCAACGCCGGCCAAGAAAACGAAUCCAUCGCCGUCCGUGGACAAUUCUCCUACGUUGGCCCAGAUGGUGUCACCUACACUGUAACCUAUGUAGCUGAUGAGAACGGUUUCCAACCACAAGGCGAACACAUCCCAAAAGCCGAUCACUAAACAUAUUAAU
This is a messenger RNA of Nicrophorus vespilloides, 348 nucleotides long. RefSeq names its product flexible cuticle protein 12-like. Gene Ontology annotation, cellular component: chitin-based extracellular matrix. NCBI's taxonomy places the organism in Eukaryota, Metazoa, Arthropoda, Insecta, Coleoptera, Silphidae. The record is from RefSeq and is a predicted model, not a curated record. Gene Ontology annotation, molecular function: structural constituent of chitin-based larval cuticle. The transcript is spliced from 3 exons. The coding region runs from base 12 to 338 and encodes 108 amino acids.